Messenger RNA from Cyprinodon tularosa, 8683 nucleotides. RefSeq names its product mediator of RNA polymerase II transcription subunit 13-like. The record is from RefSeq and is a predicted model, not a curated record. NCBI's taxonomy places the organism in Eukaryota, Metazoa, Chordata, Actinopteri, Cyprinodontiformes, Cyprinodontidae. Gene Ontology annotation, molecular function: transcription coregulator activity. Gene Ontology annotation, cellular component: mediator complex. Gene Ontology annotation, biological process: regulation of transcription by RNA polymerase II.
CUGGGGUGUUAUUGCUGGGAACCAGUUUGACUUUGUCCACCAGGAGCCACGCAGAGCAAAGAAGGGGGGGUGGAUCUCUUUCUUUCUCGAUUCUUUUCCUUCUUUCUUUUUUUUUCUUUUAAAAACCCAUCGGGAUCGUUUGGUUCAGGAGCAUCAGAGGGAUUAAACACUCCAACGCGCAGCGCCCUGUUUGUGCUCGCCAGACUGGCUCACAUUGUGAGAGGAACGGCUGUGGCAAGAGAAAGAAGAGCUAUAAAUAGCGCAUGCAAUUCUCGAAAACUAUCACAAGUGGUGCAUCAGCUUUAGGAGCACACGGAAUCAGAUAUCCUGCGUUGCAAUCGCCUCUUUUUUUAUUGAGUUGAUCUUUUUUCUCUCUCUCUGUUUCUAUUUAAAGUUUUGACGGGUAGAAAAAUCUACAUAUUUGGGUCGUUUCUGAGGAAAGGAGGAGAAAAGGAGUGGUUUUCUCAUGGAUCGGGUUGAUUUUAAUGAUGAAACGACGCGCGGAAAGACUGAUCUGGAGACAAGCUGAUUUCCCCCUGCGCGUGGAUUGAAAUGGAUGUAUUAUAUGACAGCGAUCGCUUUUGGAAUCGCCUGACCUGGAUUGUAACAAUGUUGUGAUCUCUCCCCCCCUUUUUUCCUCAUCUCUCCCCCCCUCUCUCUCUUUCUGUCCUCGCUCUUUCAACACACGCUUGGAUUUAUACGCGCAGGGCUUUAUGGAUGCAUUGUGCGCUUCGUUUUGAAUACGCCCAUUCUCUCAUACCGACCGACCCGUAUCUAUUACCCGCAGCUCUUCUAAGACUCAUACAAGGGAACCGAUUUGUCAGCCCUGAUCGGUGUUUGGAAACCGAUGUAAGGAUUUCGACAUGCCCUGCGCUGGCGACCCCAAAGGCGGACGAUUAUGACUGCAACGGCGAAUUGGGCGGCUAACGGGGCAAGCCUUGAGGACUGCCACUCCAACAUCUUCUCUCUGGCGGAGUUGACGGGCAUCAAAUGGCGCUGCUACAGCUUCUGCAGCGGCGGGGAAUACGGGCCCGUGAUCUCGGCCCCGGCUCAGGAUGACCCAGUACUGCGCAGCUUCAUGCAAUGUGUGCAAGCCAACCUGCUGUGUGUGUGGCGACGCAAGAUCAAGCCCGAUGCCAGGGAGUUGUGGAUCUUCUGGUGGGGCGAGGAGCCCAACCUCUCUAAAGUCAUUCAUCAUGAGCUGAAAGUGGCUGAGGAGGGGCUUUGGGAAUGCGGACUGUCCUACGAGUGCAGGACCCUCCUGUUUAAAGCCAUACAUAACCUGCUGGAAAGAUGUCUUACGGAUAAGGGGUUCGUUAGGAUCGGGAAAUGGUUCUUUAAGCCACAUGAACUUCAAGAAAAGUCUUUGGGCAGCAGCGAACACCUGUCCUGCUGCUUCUCCUUCUUCCUCCAUGGUGAAAGUAACGUCUGCACGAGCGUUGAGAUCGUCCAGCACCAGCCUGCCUACCACAUCACAGAGCGCCAUAUCCAACUCGCACAGACUUCCUCUACUCCUGUCCAAGUGAUCCUGAGUCCGUAUGGCCUGAGUGGGACCCUAACGGGCCAAGCCUUCAAGAUGAGUGACCCAGCGGCUCGAAAGCUGAUGGAGGAGUGGAGCUACUUUUAUCCCAUGGUUCUUCCACCCAAAGAAGGAAGUGGAGAAAAGGAACAGAAGGAAGCAGGGCAGGCCUACGAUCAAAGCUCUCAUGUAGCCGUAGAUGUCAUCGUAGGCGGAGUAAGGAUGACCUACCCAGCUGCUUUCGUGCUCAUCGCCCAGGGGGACCUACCAGUGGAGCAGCCUCCACCUGUUCCUGCAGCUCAGGGCCUCAACAAGGAGCUGAAUAACUGCAGUGUGCCUCUGACUCCACCGACGUCACCAGAGCACCCCUGCUCUGCAGACAGUGGCUUCGUGACGUCGUCUUCUAACGUCCCCACACCAGAUAGCAGCAUGGGGAUCACCACCUUCAGCCCGAAGCAUUCUGGGAAGAAGCUGACCUGCCAGGUGGUGCACCAGGCCUGGAGGGAGUGCUACCUCAACCACUCCCAGCAUGUACCAAAUCAGCUGACUGACGAGAUGCAGAGAAAGGAAGUGCCAAACAGAGUUACUAUGUGGAACUUUAAUGAUCUUGGAGCAAGAGUACCCUGCAGCUGCUCCAGGUUAAAGCAGCAGAACCUCAGCAUGUCCAACACACCCACUGCAAGCAUCCAACCAUGUCCCAGCUCCUCACUGUCUUCAGGGACGUCACUUUACCCUACCUCCCUGCCCAAACACAAAACAAGCGACAAGACCGAAAAGGCUGACAAGCAGUCCAAGAGGCCAGCUGUGAUUCCCUUCCACCACCGUCUACCUGUCACAGAGGAUACAACGCUGGAACAGGACUCACCUGGAGGGUCCCAGCUUGGUGCCCUCAUUGCACUUGAACCACCAAUGGAGCCCUUGAGCUCCCUCCCAAGUUGCAAAUGUUCCAAGUCGCUUUCCAAUGAAAGAAAAGCCCCUGAAUCCCUCCUUCAUUCAUCCAUGUCUCCACUCCCACCUACUCUCAGCCCGCACCCCCGAAUACAGGACCCAGAGGUGUUAGACGCCUCUGUGGACAUGCUUGCAUGUCCUGAUGGGACCUCAGGGCUGGGAGUGAUUACCAGCGAGACAGCAGCCUAUACCGCUCAACUGAGGCAGAGGGAGAGUGGAUGUGGCUGGUGGAGAGGCUUCAGGACUCCCAGGAGUGAUAAAAGUGACUUCAGGCCUCCUGAACUCCCUACUGAGAAAUUAGAGCAAAUGGAGACAGAAACUGCCACUAUGAGAGAUCCUCUCAAAAGACUUUACGCUCAGAGCAACAAGAGGUUUAAAAUCUCAGAAGAAAGGGUGGUGGAGCACGUCCAAACUUUGGGCCUAUUUGAGCAGCCAGGCGUAGGGACUCUGCGAGAAACGGGGGACGAUCCUUAUGACUUUAAGGAAGGAGAAAUUGAAUAUCCAUUUUUCUCUUCCAAGAGGGCAAAAGGUUCAGGGCGGGAAGCCAAGCAGAAGGCCAAGGGAGAGGAAAUCACCAGCAACGGUUCACUGUCUGAUGGAAAAGAUGCAAUGUCUAUCUUUAACUCUGCUCCAAAAUCAGAUGACUCUGGUCAAGAAAAUGCCCCUGCUAAAACCAACCCUUCCCUGACUGAAGAGAAAGAUCUGGUGGUCAACAUCUCAGAUCUGGAAAACAUACUUGAUGAAGAAGAUGUAGGGACUGUUUAUCCAAACCAACACUCAACCAAGUUACUAGUAUCUGCAGAAGAUCGUCCUGGUGGGAAAGAAGGAAGAGUUAAUGUAUCGUAUCCAUCAACAGUAGCAGAUCUCCAGAGAAUGUUCCCCACUCCGCCAUCUUUGGAGCAACACCCAGCCUUUUCUCCCAUCACGCCAUAUAGAGACACUCCAAGUCAAGAGACCCCUGCGCCCACUGGACUGACGGACCACUUGCCGACUUUGGCCUCCGUCCAUCUAACCGAAUACAUGAGUGAGAUGGAGGAAGGUGCAGCUAGUCCCAGGCAGGACGACUUUAAGCCACAGAUAGGAUCAUCCAUGUUUGCGCCGCUGUCCUGCCUUCCCAGCCAAACGUUACCGCCUCUCAAGAUUCCUGAACAAUGUUACUACCGACCAUCCUGGGCAACCUUGCCCAAAAUGGAGCAUUUUACACCCAUCAUGCAUCCACAGAAUACUACAUGCACCAAGGAUGGAUACACGAACACUCCCAGUGGCAUGACCCUAGCAGAACAAGACUAUGUCCAGAUGAGUGUCAACACUGCCUCCCUAAGCAACACUACUGGCAUCCUUCCUUCUCCCGCCACGCCACGCUUCUCCGUCCCUACCCCACGAACCCCACGUACGCCCAGGGGAAUUAAUGCUGCAAGCUCAGGCCAGGGUUCAGUGAAGCAGGAUGGUACUGAGCUCAGCUCACCAAUCUCUACCCCCUCCACCAGCCUGCCUCUUAGCUCUGUAGAGCAUUUAGCUAGACCGGGCCCCCCUCUCCCUGAGGCCCACAGCCUCUAUGUAGUCCUUCUGCUUUCAGACUCUGUCCUCAGUGUCUUUAAGGAUCGUAACUUUGACAGCUGCUGUAUUUGUGCGUGCAACAUGAAUGUGAAAGGGGCAGAUGUUGGGGUUUACAUCCCAGACUCCACGUGUGAAGAUCAGUACCGCUGCAUGUGUGGUUUCAGUGCCAUUGUGAAUAGACGGCUGGCUCACGGCACAGGGCUCUUCCUGGAGGAUGAGCUUGACAUAUUCGGUCAGAAUUCUGAGGGAGGCAAAGCAGCUGAGAGGAGACUUGCUCUCUGUCGCCGGGACCCAACGCUGGGAGACUCCAGAGCAAAGCAGUCCCAGGAGGCUGGUCCUGGCUCUCCAUCUGUAAUGAUUGUUAUUCAGGAGCAGUGCUCCCAGCCCAUCUCCUCUCUGGCUUCGCUACAUCUUCCAAUGAAUUCUUCCUGUCAUGGACGCAAGGGGGCGCUGCUCCAAAGUUGGAUGGCUGAAAAGCAGUGGGCAGAUGGAAGCGAUGCUUGUGUGGACUGUUUCAAUGCUUUGGAACAGGGGCUGCAGUAUGUAGAUAACCCAACAGGAGGGAAAGUUGAUCUUGCUGUCGUCAGAAGUAGUGCUAUUCAUUCCUGGCCUCACACCAAUGUGGUGGACAUGAGCAGGUUGUCGUCACAGGACAUGGUUCGAAUGCUGCUCUCUCUGCAGCCUUUCCUCCAAGAUGCCAUUCAAAAGAAGAGGACAGGACGGACAUGGGAAAACAUCCAACAUGUUCAGGGUCCACUCACCUGGCAGCAGUUUCACAAGAUGGCUGGAAGAGGCUCCUAUGGUUCAGAGGAGUCACCAGAGCCCCUCCCAAUUCCAAAAGUGCUAUUAGGUUAUGACCGAGAGCGGGAGUUUUUGGCCUUGUCGCCCAUGGCUUUACCUUUUUGGGAGAAGUUGCUGCUGGAACCAUAUGGAGGACAGAGGGAUGUUGCAUAUGUGGUGGUGUGUCCUAAUAGCACCUCCCUGCUUGCUGCAUCAAAGGCUUUCUUCCUGGAGCUCAGUGCUGUUUACGAGACAUGCCGUCUCGGAAAGCACCGUCCUUUGUCUAAGGUGUCCAAGGAAGGCCUCGUUCAAGUUGGGGAGGAAGUGGAGCCAGAAAAGCUGGAGGAGCUGAAUGUGGAUCAGUGGCUGAGUGGACAAUGGGCUGGACAGCAGCACAGUGACAACAUUAACAAACUGAAACUUUAUGCGUAUGCCUUGAAGCAGCAGUUAGGCCCUCAGCUUGCAGCCCUGACUUUGGAUAGCAGUCUUCUAUCACCUCCCAAACCACAGCCUCCUGUAAACAACACAUCCUCCUCUGGGCUGAAUCAAACUUGGAGUGUUGAUGGAGAACAAGCUUCAGGUGCUGUCAGUGCAUCAAAUGUGUCAACCCUCAGCAGCGCCAUCUCAAGUCAGCCUGGGGAGAUAACGCAAGGGGGGUCCAACGAUUCAAAGGCCAAUGCUAGUUCUACUCCAGGAGCCAACACACCAGCAGAUGCUCCUGAACUAUCCUCAGAGCAGACGCGAAUCGGCAUCCCCACUGUGGCUGACUUGGCGGACAGCAUCGCUAACCCACCAGCAGUUGUUGUUUAUGUUAUUGAUGCUUUUCUCAGCUCAAGUGGAAUAAGGCAUGAAGUAGGAGAGGAGGAAGAGGAGGGUGAAGAAGUAGAGUCAGAAAGCAUUUGGCUUCUCGGGCUGCUUCGCUGCUACACAGAGAUGCUGCAAAACUUGCCUGAGACGAUGAGACCAGCACUUGUUCUACAGGUGGUGCCAUGCCAGUAUCUUCUCCAGCCCGCAGGCGGAGAGAGCCAUUUGUACCUUCAACACUUGCGCUCCCUGGCUUUCUCUUGCUAUUCACAAUGCAGACGACUGCUGCCCCAGCAAACCUAUAUCAAGUCCCUCACUGGUUUUGGUCCAGUGUCUGCUGUCAGCUCAGUACUAAAGAGUCAAGAGCAUCCUAAACCACUCCAGCUCUAUUCGCCACCAUUCAUUCUCGGGAUACCUCGUCAAAAGCAACCAGAGGCAGGAGAGAUAUUGACUGAGGUUCCUCCCAAAUACAACGUGCUUUUUGUAGGAUACUGCCUGUCCUACGACCAACGCUGGAUCCUUGUGUCCUGUACAGACCAGCAAGGGGAGCUCCUGGAAACCUGCAUUAUUAACAUUGAUGUUCCAAAUAGAAAGAGGCGUCCCAAAGUGUCGGCUAGGAAGAUGGGUCUGCAGAAAAUGUGGGAGUGGUGUAUUGGCGUCAUUCAGAGGACUCCAGUUCCUUGGAGAAUUGUGAUUGGUCGAUUAGGCAGACUGGGUCAUGGUGAACUAAAAGACUGGAGUUCUCUCCUCGGCGAGCAUUCCCUCCAGUCAAUUGGACGCCAGCUGAGGGAGGCUUGCCGUGUGUGUGGGAUAUCAGCGGCUGACUCUCCCUCCAUCCUCAGUGCCUGCUUGGUUGCCAUGGAGCCACAGGGCUCAUUUGUGAUCAUGCCAGAUGCGGUGACCAUGGGUUCUGUGUUUGGACGCAGCAAUGCUUUAAACCUGCAGACAUCGCAAUUGAACACACCUCAGGAUGCUUCCUGCACACACAUCUUGGUCUUCCCAACAUCUGCCACAACCCAGCUGGCUUCCAGCUCCUACCCUACAGAAGAUAAUAAUGAUGACAUGUUUGAUCUUCCCUUUCCUGAUGAACUGGAAAAUGAUAUUGGGCACGACAUGAUGCUUAUCACAUCACUACACUCACCCCCAAACACCUCUCCUGUGACCUCGCCUGGGUCACCAUCAGGGAUGGGAAUGGGAUCACAUUUUCACCAUACCAGGGGUCAGGGGGAGCGCCUGCUGUCCAGGGAUAACCCUCCGGAGGAGCUGAAACAGCAGCCGCUGGCUCUGGGCUACUACGUCUCUACAGCUCAAGCUAAUGGACUUCCUCACUGGUUCUGGGCAUCCUGCCCACAAGCAGAGAGCCAGUGCCCACUCUUCCUUAAGGCGUCUCUCCACCACCACAUUUCCAUAGCUCAGUCAGAUGAUAUGCCAUCAGAAAAAACUAAGCGGAACCCUCAUCCUUUAGACUCAAAGACAACCUCAGAUGUCUUAAGGUUUGUGUUGGAACAGUACAACGCCCUUUCUUGGCUUACAUGCACACCUGCCACGCAAGAUCGUCAAUCCUGCCUGCCUGUCCAUCUGGCUGUCUUGGUCCAGAUGUACAACGCCAUUUUGAACAUAUUGUAGCGUGUGGACAAAUGGGAUCUUCAACUUUAUGUGCCUCAUUCUGGCCACCAGAGAGCAGUAGUGCUCCCCUGCUGUUUUCGAGUUGCUGUGGAUUUCAUAGGCAGGGUUUGAAAUGUGACUCUCUGAUUGAGGUGUGUACCUCAGAAACUGCAAAUCAGGGGGAAGUGGAAGGCUUCAACUAUGCUCACCUAAAAAGGGAAUGUUGUCCAUCCAGGGGAGCGCAGCAUCUGAGGAAACAAGUUAUCCCUGAUUUCGUUGCUUUCAUUAUUAAGGACAUCUGAGCAGCGCCACAUAACUCCAGACUGUGCAACCAGCAUAUUGCAUGACAAUGCAAACACAUGGAUUUGUUGGAUCAGUUAUGUUUCCAAAGUUCUCCUACAGUUCUACUCUGCUGACAUCUUGCAGCUGGUUGCUGCUAACUUAUUCCUGAGGGGAAUGGUUUGAAAACGCCACUUUUCUCCUCUCCUUCCAAAGUGUUGAAGAUGCGAACACGAUGGAAACCAUUUGACAGGAAAAAAUUUGUUAUUUAUAUUGUAAACAUUUAAAAAGAAUUGAGACUUAUUUUUAAUAAUUAAAAUCAAUAAAAGGAGAAACAAAGCCUUUUUUACCCAGGUGACAGUUAAUUGUCUUGGGAUCUGAAAUAAUUGUCAGUUUAAUGCAAUUGUAAAAAUGCCAUAUUUAUACAGAUUAUAUCAUGUCUUAGUAAUUGAUAUAUAUGAAUCUAAAUAAAUAUAUAUAAAUGUAAAUAAAAAAAGUAUAUUACCUCUUGCAAACAGGCACUUAAUGAUGAGGAUGAGGGGUGGGCAAAGCCGACUCUUUAGAAGUGCACACAUUUCUGAUGCAUUUUUUUAUUUUCUAAACUAACAACAAUUUUUAUUUAAUGGAAUUAACUUAAAUUGAUUCAGGAAAUACAGUAUACUGUAUAUUUAUAGCAUAUUCAUUUUCUGCUAAAAGUGACAAAACUUGAAAUAGACCAGGAUAUAUUGUUGGUUUUACAAAUUGAUCAAAUAUUUAAGAAUGACCCAUUAAUUUCAUUGGCUUUCCUAAAUGAUGUCAAGCAAACCGUCAAAAAGGCUCACUUUCUUCAGCCUCCCUCAGUCUGUUCUUUGUUAGAGUCCAAGCAUGUUUGUAUAUACACAUUUCGGAUGUUUGAGGUUUUUUGCUAUUUUUUAAGAGCUGUACAUUUCAUGAUGGUUGAUUUAUUUUAAAGUAAUUCAUAUCAUUUUUACUAUAUUUUUUUUCACUGUGGCUUUUUUUAGAUACAGUAUACAGUGCAAAAGUCAUUGAAUUCCAGCCAGUUGCCAAGUAUGUGUACACAUAUGUACAGACAGGUGCAAAAAUUUGUUACAUCUGUCACCACUUUGAAUAUUAAACAGAUCAUCUUUAGUGAAAGUGAUCUGUUACUUUUACACUCUUUUUUUAGUAAAUUAUUAAAACUCUUAAGAAUGA